This is a messenger RNA of Sphaeramia orbicularis (orbiculate cardinalfish), 2883 nucleotides long. RefSeq names its product TRAF3-interacting protein 1. The transcript is spliced from 18 exons. The coding region runs from base 1 to 2613 and encodes 870 amino acids. The record is from RefSeq and is a predicted model, not a curated record. Lineage: Eukaryota; Metazoa; Chordata; Actinopteri; Kurtiformes; Apogonidae.
AUGUCGGAUCUGAGUGUUAGCUUGUUAGACUUGUUUACCUCCUUCCUUGAAUCCCAUGGGAACAGAAGGGUCCACUUGGCCGUCCUCCUCAACCAGAGCCACAGGGAAGUCUACAUCCAGUGGAGGGAGUCUGCCCCAGGGGACCGGGACCUGGACCUGGACCAGGAGUCUGCCCCAGGGGACCGGGACCUGGACCUGGACCAGGAGUCUGCCCCAGGGGACCGGGACCUGGACCUGGACCAGGAGUCUGCCCCAGGGGACCGGGACCUGGACCUGGACCAGGAGUCUGCCCCAGGGGACCGGGACCUGGACCUGGACCAGGAGUCUGCCCCAGGGGACCGGGACCUGGACCUGGACCAGGAGUCUGCCCCAGGGGACCGGGACCUGGACCUGGACCAGGAGUCUGCCCCAGGGGACCGGGACCUGGACCAGGAGUCUGCCCCAGGGGACCGGGACCGGGACCUGGAGUCUGCCCCAGGGGACCGGGACCGGGACCGGGACCAGGAGUCUGCCCCAGGGGACCUGGACCGGGGCCAGGACCUGGACCGGGGCCAGGACCUGGACCAGGAGCUGGUGCCUGGGUCGGGGAAAGAGGAGCGCCACCACGCGUCAGAGAUGGUGGUGGUCCGGUCCGGGUCAGAGAUAGUCCAGUCCGGGUCAGAGGUGGUCCAGUCCGGGUCAGAGAAGCAGGAUUUGACUCGCACUAGUUCCAGUCCGGCGGAAGGCCAGUGGAGACUCCGCAUCCAGAGCUGUGAGGAUGGUUUGUCCAGGGCUUCAGAGUUGAUCGAGGAGCUGCUCAAGCAGACAGGAGAUCAGCAGAAGGAGCUGGUGGAGCUGCACCUGCAAGGGGACAAGAUCAUGGAGCUCAUAGAGCUGUUGAAGCAGACAGGCAGUCAGGAGGAAGAAGUGCAGCUGCAACUUCAUCAGGAUGAGAAACACUCUGUGGAUCUGAGUCAGUUUGUGACCUUCAAUCACCUUCAGUCAGCUUUGCUCCGUGAAAGAGAAAACAUUAAGCCCACCCCCCUGCCUCUGAGCCCUGAACCGUCCGUCAGCCUCCAGGAUGUGAACGGGAAUGAGGACAGGGCCGUCACCAACAGGAUAACGGAGCUGGAGAGGAAGCACAGCCUUCUGUGUGAGCGCUAUGAGCAGCUGCAGGACACUGUGAGCAACAUGCAACAGCAGCAGCAGCAGCAGACACAGGACAGACCAGCAGAGAUCAACAACACACAGGUUCUGGAGCUGCUGGAGGACAUGCAGGACAUCCCACAGACUCAGGCAGAGCAUGAGCGGACACUGAACCACCUCCAGCCGGACCACCUGCCUCUGUCCUCUGACGCCUCCUUCAGCCUCCAGGAGGAGAAGUCCAACCAGGAGGCAGCUGUGUGUGGAAUCCAGAUGAUGGAGCUGCUGACUGACAUGCAGAAGGAUGUGCUGAAGGUUCAGGAAGAACAGGACCAACUACUGCUGCAGACUGAGCCCACCCCCCUGCCUCUGAGCCCUGAACCGUCCGUCAGCCUCCAGGAUGUGAACGGGAAUGAGGACAGGGCCGUCACCAACAGGAUAACGGAGCUGGAGAGGAAGCACAGCCUUCUGUGUGAGCGCUAUGAGCAGCUGCAGGACACUGUGAGCAACAUGCAACAGCAGCAGCAGCAGCAGACACAGGACAGACCAGCAGAGAUCAACAACACACAGAUUCUGGAGCUGCUGGAGAACAUGCAGAAGGACAUCCCACAGACUCAGGCAGAGCAUGAGAGGACACUGAACCACAUCCAGGUGGAGGUGAAGUCACUGCGUGAACAAAUGGACAAACUGUCCACUGAGAUGCAGCAGAAGUUGAACAGGACUGAGCUGAUGCCUGUGCAGAAACAGCUGAUGAGGUGUUGCAGGAGUUUUCAGGAGGGGCUGCAGACGCUCAGAGCUCCAAACGCCCAGAAUGCCACCGCUGCCACCAGGAGACAACUCGCCCCGAUGUACUCGGAUACAUUCCACUGUCUGAGCUGUGGAUCCACUGUCGAACCCACCUUUGGGACUAAACCGUCCACCCUGCCCUGCUCCCCUCCUUUUCCCGUACGUGAGUCCAUCGGACCCUUCAGAGCCUACGCACGGCACUGUCUGCGGCCGCAAACCACCAGACAACUCGCCCCGAUGUACUCGGAUACAUUCCACUGUCUGAGCUGUGGAUCCACUGUCGAACCCACCUUUGGGACUAAACCGUCCACCCUGCCCUGCUCCCCUCCUUUUCCCGUACGUGAGUCCAUCGGACCCUUCAGAGCCUACGCACGGCACUGUCUGCGGCCGCAAACCACCAGAUGGAACACCUACAUGAGCUUCGUCUCCGUCCCCUGGACCCGUGGGGGGGGUCGCCCAUCGACCGUCACCAAUCAGCGAUUAAACAACCAGAAGGAAACCACAAGAACACAGAACACCAUGAGCAGUAACGUCAGCGUCCAGGAACGUCCACGUCCUGGAAACGAACCGCAGCUCAAACAGUCCGAGACCAAAGACGAGGCAUGGACGUCCUGGAAACACCCGCUUCAUCAGGUCAUGGGACGGAACAUGACCAUUCAUCUCCAUGGAGACGCCGCUAAGCGUCCAGAACAGACCGCUGUCUGAGCUCCACCGCAUCACUGACACAAACUGGGACCGACGGCACAGUUUACUACAGCUCAGAUACUGGAUAUUUUCUGAUGUUUCGCUUAUUAAAAAACUUUGGUGCUGCAUUUUACACGAGGACUUUAAAGUCUCUUUAUUUUUAUUGUGACGCUGGUGGAUCCUCCUGGAAACUCAAAGCAUCAAACACUAAAACACAUUCAACAUUCUCAUGACGUCUGAUGGGUUUUCUCUGGACCGGUUCAUGAUGACAUUGUAGAGCAGGGGUGUCAA